Tarenaya hassleriana is the source of this 1431-nucleotide messenger RNA. RefSeq names its product eukaryotic translation initiation factor 3 subunit H. Gene Ontology annotation, cellular component: eukaryotic 43S preinitiation complex; cytoplasm; eukaryotic translation initiation factor 3 complex. NCBI's taxonomy places the organism in Eukaryota, Viridiplantae, Streptophyta, Magnoliopsida, Brassicales, Cleomaceae. Gene Ontology annotation, molecular function: translation initiation factor activity; metallopeptidase activity; protein binding. The transcript has 12 exons. Bases 187 to 1197 code for a protein of 336 amino acids. The record is from RefSeq and is a predicted model, not a curated record.
UCCCUCGAAAGAAAGCCCUAUCAACGCAUUAAGGCUCUCUUGCCCUUCUCCGCCGCUCGCCGAGAAAAUUCCACAUUUUUUAGGGUUUCACGGCGGAGAAUUCCUCCGGUGACGGCAUCUUCAAAUCUCUCUCGUUUAGAAUCAAUUUGAUUUCUGAAGCAUAUUCGUCGCCCGAGAUUUCAUUCAAUGGCAACUAUGGCUAGGUCGUUCCUACAGGCAAUAUCGACGGAGGAGUCAGCUCCACCGCUCAGAGUUGUUCAGAUCGAGGGACUGGUUGUGUUAAAGAUAAUCAAACACUGCAAAGAAUUUGCCCCAACUCUCGUCACUGGACAGCUUCUUGGACUAGAUGUUGGAAGCGUCCUCGAAGUUACCAACUGCUUUCCUUUCCCAGUCCGGGAUGAUGAUGAAGAAAUUGAAGCCGAUGGUGCUAAUUAUCAGCUUGAAAUGAUGAGAUGCUUAAGGGAGGUCAAUGUGGACAACAAUACUGUUGGAUGGUACCAAUCAACUAUUCUUGGUUCUUACCAGACAGUAGAACUUAUUGAGACCUUUAUGAAUUACCAGGAGAACAUUAAGAGGUGUGUGUGCAUCAUAUAUGAUCCCUCAAAAGCUAACCAAGGUGUUUUAGCUUUGAAGGCUUUGAAGCUUUCCGACUCCUUCAUGGAGUUGUACCGUAAUGGAAAUUUUACGGGCGAGAAAUUGAGAGAAAAAAAUUUCUCAUGGAUGGAUAUUUUCGAAGAAAUCCCUAUCAAGGUCUCCAACUCUGCUCUCAUCAGUGCCUUUAUGACUGAACUGGAGACAGAUACACCCAUUUCACAGGGUGAUUAUGAUCGUCUUCGCUCAUCAACCACACCCUUCCUCGAGAACAAUAUGGAGUUUUUGAUUAAAUGCAUGGAUGACCUAUCAAUGGAACAGCAAAAGUUCCAAUUCUAUUACCGGAACCUCUCCCGUCAGCAAGCACAGCAACAAGCUUGGCUCCAGAAGAGAAGGGCGGAGAAUAUGGCUCGGAAAGCGGCUGGAGAGGAGCCUUUACCUGAGGAGGAUCCAUCAAACCAGAUCUUUAAACCCAUUCCCGAACCGUCGAGGCUGGAGAGCUUCCUUAUAACAAAUCAAGUUUCAAAUUUUUGCAGCCAAAUCAACGGUGUGGCUGGUCAGAAUUUCAGCAGGCUCUACCUGACAAAGGCAUUGAAUGAAGACUGAUAUACAAAGAGAAGCAAAGCCCGGUAAAAGGAGCAUAUUAUCAUCAUAUUAGUAUCGGUAUUUUCGCAGUGACUUGUAGUUGAUGAACUAUUUAUGGAGAUUUUUGAAGAAUGGAUGUAAGUUUUGGAUCCCCUAAUGGCUUACAACAUUUUUCUGUCUUGCUUUGGUUCUACCUUGGAUUUUGAUUUGUUGACAUCUCCUUUUGAAUUACAAAGAUCUCAUCAUUUGAUUGUA